This is a messenger RNA of Rhipicephalus sanguineus (brown dog tick), 1515 nucleotides long. Its product is annotated as mucin-5AC. The transcript is spliced from 2 exons. Lineage: Eukaryota; Metazoa; Arthropoda; Arachnida; Ixodida; Ixodidae. Bases 1 to 1515 code for a protein of 504 amino acids. The record is from RefSeq and is a predicted model, not a curated record.
AUGAGCGGCUUCGAACGUCCGCCGGGACCUUCCCAUAGGGCGCCCACGGAUUCGUCGCCGCUUUUGCCACAGCCGAUGGGGCCUCGUCAGCGCUCGGCGAGGGGCGCGCCAGCGCCGCUGCAACCAACUACUAGCCCGCUGCAGCAUGAUCACGUGGGCCCGUCGGCGCUGUUGGCCGCUCUGCAGGAGCAUAUUGCGAUCCUGCACCAACAUCUGGACGACGCGGAGGAAGGCCUCGACAGCUGUGAGCCCGAAGAGUACGAGGACCUGGAGAAAGCUCUCUUCCAAGUGAGCAGCAUGAUCUCGCAAAUGGAGUACACUGAAGACCUGCUCGAAGAGAAAAAGCUCAACCUGACCAACGAGCUCCGUACGCUGGAAGAAGAGAACAUGUACCUAAAUGAUGCGCUAAUGCGAGAGCGUGCAAAGCGACUCGAUGAAAUCGAUCCCACGUUCAGCGGGCAGUCGAGCGCGGCCCCUUGCUCACCCAACCAGCUAUUCCCUGGACGUGCUUCAGCCGACGAAGAUGGCGGCGACGCGUUCGGCGACAUUACUAGCCCUACUUCCGCGUCCAACCUUCCGCCCUCCUCUGAACCCUCCGCUUGUGUGGAAAAGAGCAAUGAAAUAUUGGCAGACCGUCCAGGCAUCAUGGAUCCCGAAAGUCAACCCACCAGUGCCAAGAGAGGUCGGCUGUCCCAGGCAGCUACGCCUAACUCGAUCCCUCCUGAGCACAUCAUAAACGAGAACGCGAGCACGAGUUCCGCAUCAACGGCUUCGAUCAUGGCCUCGGGACUCGAACCGACAUCGACGGCCGGCCAAAGCAUCAUGGAUCCCGAAAUGCGUCCUCCGAGUCCCAAGAGAGGUCGGCUCUCCACGGCAGCUACGCCAAGCUCGAUGCCUCCUGAGCGCAUCAUAACCGAGGCCAGCGCAAGCACGACAUUCACAUCGACGGCUCUGCUCAUGGCUUUAGAACCCGAAUUGACAUCGGCAGCCGACCAGGGCAUCAUAGAUCCCGAAAUGUCUCCUCCCAGCCCCAAGAGAGGUCGGCUCUCAACAGAAGCUACGCCAGGCUCGAUGCAUCCUGAGCGCAUCGCUACCAAGGACAGCCCAAGCACGAGUUCCGCCUCGAAGGCUAAGGUCGUAGCUUCAGGACUUCAACUGAUAUCGGCAGUCGGCCAGGACAUGAUGGACCCCCAAAUGCGUCCUGACGGUGCUAAGAGAGGUCGGCUUUCACCGGCCGCUACGCCAAGCUCGAUGCCUCCCGAGUGCAUCAUAACCGAAGAUAACGUAAGCACGAGCUCCGCAUCGACGGCUGCGGCUAUGGCUUCAGAAUUCGAAUCGCACCGCCCACGCGCGAACCCCGCGCCAAAAAUGCUGCCGAUUCAGCUAAUACAGGUGCCGGACGAAGUCGACAUCAAUGAUAUUGAGCAGAUCGCCGAAGCUCUCGGCAUAAGGAACAACGCUCAAGCCUGGAACGACUUGAUCAUCAUGGAGGACUUGCGGGAGUUCUUCGGAUGA